Ilex paraguariensis (yerba mate) is the source of this 2095-nucleotide messenger RNA. The record is from the annotation of a GenBank genome assembly. NCBI's taxonomy places the organism in Eukaryota, Viridiplantae, Streptophyta, Magnoliopsida, Aquifoliales, Aquifoliaceae.
AAGUGAUGUUCUGUUGCGACACUUGGAGAGUUUACAUGCCCGUGAGUCACUUGCUAGGAUUGUUAUUGAUGAAGCGCAUUGUGUAAGCCAAUGGGGACAUGAUUUUAGACCAGAUUAUCAGUGUCUUGGUAUCUUGAAACAGAAGUUCCCAAAUAUACCAGUUCUGGCCUUGACUGCUACUGCCACAGCCAGUGUCAAAGAAGAUGUGGUACAGGCUCUUGGUCUUGUUAACUGCAUUGUUUUUAGGCAAAGCUUCAAUCGGCCGAACUUACAGUAUUCUGUUAUUCCCAAGACAAAAAAGUGUCUGGAGGACAUUGAUAAUUUCAUCAAAGAAAAUCAUUUUGAUGAAUGUGGUAUCAUUUAUUGUCUUUCAAGAAUGGACUGUGAAAAAGUUGCGGAGAAAUUACAGGAAUGUGGACACAAAGCAGCAUUUUACCACGGUAGCAUGGAUGCUGCUCAACGUGCAUUUGUUCAGAGACAGUGGAGCAAGGAUGAGAUAAACAUAAUAUGUGCAACGGUUGCAUUUGGGAUGGGUAUCAAUAAACCAGAUGUUCGAUUUGUCGUUCAUCAUUCUCUUCCAAAAUCUAUUGAAGGCUACCAUCAGGAGUGUGGCCGUGCUGGUAGGGAUGGUCAGCGUUCAUCUUGUGUGUUAUAUUACAGCUACAGUGAUUAUAUGCGAGUCAAGCAUAUGAUUAGUCAAGGAGUAAUAGAGCAAAGCCCUUUAGCAUCCGGAUAUAAUCGCCCAAGUAUGGCAAAUUCUGGGAGGAUAUUGGAAACGAAUACUGAAAACCUGUUACGAAUGGUCAGUUACUGUGAGAAUGAUGUUGAUUGUCGUCGUCUCCUACAGCUCCUCCAUUUUGGGGAAAAAUUUGAUUCUGUCAACUGCAGAAAAACAUGUGACAAUUGUUCCAAAAUUCAAAACCUUAUUGAGAAAGAUGUCACCGAGAUUGCAAAGCAAUUGGUUGAACUGGUGAAGCUAACAGGACAGCAGUUUUCAUCGUCCCAUAUCUUGGAAGUCUACAGGGGUUCAUUGAGCCAAGUUGUCAAGAAACAUAGACAUGAUUCCUUAAGCCUGCAUGGAGCUGGAAAAAAUCUAGCCAAGGGUGAAGUGUCCCGUGUGCUUCGUCAUCUUGUUACUGAGGAUUUUCUUUUGGAGAAUGUAAAGAAAAGUGAUGUAUAUGGUUCUCUGUCAUCAGCAUUAAAGGUGAAUGGAUCCAAGGUCUCCAAUCUCUAUGCUGGUAGUCAAAUAAUCAAAUUAAGAUUCCCUUCUGUUAAAGCAUCUAAACAGGGUAAAUCUGGACCAACUCCAGCAAAAGGCUCGCAAACGUCAUGGAAGCUAAGUCCUCCACAAAUGGACACUUCUGCCCAACCUCAGUCAGAAGUUGACGUGAACCUCUCAGCCAAAUUGUAUUCUGCUCUACGAAUGCUUCGAUUGGUGCUUACGAAGGAAGCUGGGGAAAGGGUCAUGACAUACCACAUAUUUGGAAAUGCUACAUUGCAGCAAAUCAGCAAGAGAAUACCCAGAACUACGGAUGAGCUUUUAGAGAUUAAUGGCAUUGGCAAGGUCAAGAUAGUCAAGUAUGGAGAUCGGAUCCUGGAAACCAUUGAAGCUACCAUUAAGGAACACUACAAGGGACACAAAACCAACAGCAGUAACGACAGUAAUGAUUCUGCAAAACGGAGAAGAGACACAAUUAAGGCCUCAAAUGGGAACUUCAAAGAUGGCGAGGAUGACUUCUUUCAAAGCACUGGCCGGUCUAAGAAAAGGAUACUGAAAAAGCAGACUAAGUGUCCCGAGGUUAUUGAUUAUAGGGAGCCAGAUUAUUAUGAGGAAUGUGUAGAUGAGGAUCUAGAUUUCGAUGAUUCUAACUGUAACAUUGGAGUUAAUGGCUCCAAUAUAAAGAUUGAUCGGAAUGGUGGAGGAAGAGUGCUGCCUUCUUGGUCAGGAUUGUAGUAUAUUUGUUUUUAAAUAGUACACCUUUUAUAGGUUAUAUAUAAGUUAAUGUUACAAGGGCGGGUUUUUGGAGUUAGCUCACCCUCGUGGGAUCGUGACUCUUUGUCCCGGCCAUUAUAGCGGUUUAUGCCUGUUUUUCUG